This is a messenger RNA of Apiotrichum porosum, 1482 nucleotides long. RefSeq lists its product as uncharacterized. Bases 1 to 1482 code for a protein of 493 amino acids. NCBI's taxonomy places the organism in Eukaryota, Fungi, Basidiomycota, Tremellomycetes, Trichosporonales, Trichosporonaceae. The record is from RefSeq and is a predicted model, not a curated record. The transcript has 5 exons.
AUGAGCUCUGGCGCAACCCAACCGCCGCGCGGUAUCCCUAUCCUCUCUGGCCCACCUCCCGUCGUCGAGUCAUCAGCAUGUCGUCAAUGUGGACGCGACUUUAACCCUCUCUGGCGGCGAGGCAAGAACUGUGGCCAUUGCGGUUACGAGUACUGCUCGACGUGCAUCGACGACGGACAGGCGCUCAUGCCGCGCCGAAACGGGGCUUCACAACGUCCCCGAGGUGGAGCGGACGGGGUGUUUUCUGAAAUCCGAGACGCGUUCAUGGGCCCCAGUGAGACUGCUGCUGCGCCGGGUUACGAUGUCGAGCCCGUGUGCUUCCACUGUCUGGCAAUGCUGCAAGUGACUGCUGCGCCGCUGGACAUGCUCCGCUCACUCCCGAUCAAGCGCCUAAAGGAGUACUUGACCGCAUACGACAUCAAGACUGUCGCCCUGAAAGAAAAGGAGGACGUGGUGCAGGCUGCGUUCCGCGCGCGCAAUCCCAACACUGGUUGUCUCGCGCCCGAGCACGAAAGCUUCUAUCGCCGUCGUUCAGUGCCGAAGCUUGGCCAGCCAGUGCCCCCACCAGGCCACAGCCAGCAGCAGCAGCAGCGACAGCGCCCCCCUCCACAGCAGCAGCAGCAGAAUGCCAACGGUCGUCGACCUCCACCACCGACCUAUGCCCAGCGUGGCCAACAGCCGCAGUCGCAGCAACAGAACCGUCCCCCUCCACCAGCCCAGGCUCGUCCACAGGCUCAACAGACCCGUCCGCAGGCCCAACAGACCCGUCCACCACCCGCCACUGGUAGCCGAGCGACUCCAGCUCCAGCCCCGAAACCUGCGCCCCGCGCCCCUCCCCCGCCCGUCCCCACGAUCCACUCCCUCGUCGCCCUUCCCAACUCGUACCUCGCGUCUCUGUCCAUUGGCACACUCAAAGCAAUCCUGUUCCAGAACCACGUUCAGGUCGAUUUCAAACAAGUGCUCGAAAAGGAAGAGCUGAUUUCGCGCGUCAACGAGCUUGUGGUCGAUGAACGAAAGCGGCUGGAGAGGCAGAGGGUGACUGAGGAGCGAGAGGCCGAGGAAGCCAGGCUGGCUGCCGAGGCCAAGAAGGCAAAAGAGCUGGCAGCAGCGAGGGCUGCAGAGGCCGAGGCGAGUGGGAACGGGAAUGGGAGCGGAGACGGAGCUGCUGGAGCUUCUGGAACGCCUGGGACGCCAUCUGAUGGCCUCGGUGGAGAUGGAACACCGACGAACCCCUCGCCGCAGCCUCCCUCCCCGCUGCCAGCGGCCGAGCGUCCGCCGCCCACUGGCCCACAGCCAGACAUGGACCGCGGGCUCUGCGUCGUGUGCCAGGACGAAGAGGCCACGCUGGCCGUAGUCGACUGUGGCCACCUGGCAAUGUGUCAGCACUGCUCCGACCUCAUCAUGGCCACGAGCCGGGAAUGCCCGCUGUGCAGGACGCGCAUCGUCACGCCGCAGCGUCUUAUUCGCAUCUACCGCGUCUGA